Molecule: messenger RNA, 1446 nt
Organism: Caenorhabditis briggsae
Lineage: Eukaryota; Metazoa; Nematoda; Chromadorea; Rhabditida; Rhabditidae
Exons: 7
Coding region: 1-1446 (481 amino acids)
Source: RefSeq, a predicted model, not a curated record
AUGACUCAACUUGUUAUUCAGUCGGUUACAGCGAAUAGACAUAAUUAUACAAAGCUUGCAAUUGCUCGAUUUGAUACAAAUGGUGCCCAGGAUGCUAUCACAUACUAUGAUGAUAUUCAACCCUUCUCCGCGGCUUUGACCAAAAAUCCACCGAAUCCAAAUUCUGCUGCUAGCCCAUCAACUCCUUCCAAUGUUCUCCCAAUUAUUUCCAGUUUCCUCUCCGCUUCGGGCCGCCCAUUGGAGAGUUCAAUGGUGGUUCUUCUCCUCAACAGAUUCCCAGCCCUCAAUGCUGAUUUGAGUUCGACUGAAUACGAUACCAUUACGAACAACAAUGUGAAGAUUUUCCCAAUAAUUUCUGACACUUCCUACGCUACCCAGCACUCCAUGGUUUCUAGAAGCUCCAAUGCAUUGACCUCAAUUUCUGCAAAUAGUAACUCUCAUUUCAUGAUCGGUAAAGUUGGAAGCUCAUUGGUUCAGACUUUCCAAUACCUGAUGAAUACUGCCUAUCUGGAUAGUUUGGCUGCUACCAGAAGUUUUGUGGAUAAUUUUGGAUUUGCACAAAAUACAAUUGGAAAGUUGAGAGUUCCACAUUCAGAAACUUCUAGUUAUGUUAACUUCACAAUCACAAUCAGUGCACAAACUUUGCAAAACACCACAACAAACACCAAUGGUCUCAGCCUUGUCUUCUACCAAUCUCCAAAUUCCCAACAAAUUGUGAAAUUCGAGCCAGGAAGUCUCUCGAAUACCAAUUUCUACUAUGCCACAGUUCAAUUGAAACAAGGGACCACUUAUCAAGUUCAAUACAAAUCGCAAUUCGAUUUGGGAACAAUCACAAUGAUCAGAGUUUGGACAGAAAGUGUGUUGUAUCAUUAUGGAUCAUAUGCUUCGUUGGAUGAUCCAAUGGGUGGAGUCACUUUGGACAAGGUGGAUGAGUAUCAAGGGGCUGCGUUGAGAAUGAAGUUGAUGAAUGAUUGUUAUACCACCCAUGCGGCCUACGUCCUCUUCACCGACUGUAAUGGAGCUGUUAGUGCCAAGUACGACUCUUCCCAAACCAUCGAUAUCGAUUACAUUUUUGCUGACGAGGGAAGUUUCCCUCAUUACCCAAUUGUUCCAUUCUUCUGUGAUAAUACCCCAAUCGUCACAUUAAACUGCGUUCCUGGCUCCGAAAGCAAGUACGACAUUCAGUUUGUUGCUGGCGAAUUUACAGUAAUCCGUUCGUUCCAAUGUCGUCCAGGAGUUGGACAGAUCAAGUCCAACUGUAGAAAUAAAGAUGUCAAUGGAAACUAUUAUUGUAACAGAGAAAAGCUUCCAUAUAUGAGAGGUCCAACUGGCCAAAUUCCUGACUGCUUGGGACACGGACACGUGGAAUACGAUUUCGCGAACGCCGAAGCAUACAUCUGUGUCUGUGACGAUGGAUAUUCUGGAGAUUCUUGUGAAAAGCACUAA